Messenger RNA from Arabidopsis lyrata subsp. lyrata, 1655 nucleotides. RefSeq lists its product as uncharacterized. NCBI's taxonomy places the organism in Eukaryota, Viridiplantae, Streptophyta, Magnoliopsida, Brassicales, Brassicaceae. The coding region runs from base 260 to 1504 and encodes 414 amino acids. The record is from RefSeq and is a predicted model, not a curated record. The transcript is spliced from 2 exons.
AGUGGAAUGUGACUGUUAUAGCUUUAUCUUUUUAUAUUUUCUUUUAUAAAACAAAGUUAAAGACUUGCCAAUCAGCAAACACUUAAAUUACACAACUUUACCCUCCAUUAUAAAAAGUUACAUUGAGCCACCCAACUACUUUAUAAUCUCGUCAUUUACACCCCCAAAAUUGUUAAAAUUCUUUAAUAAAAUCCCUCACAUUGAUACUAAAACCUUAUCAUAACUCACUCUAAUUCUCUAACAACUCAAGAACAAAAAAAUGUACGUGACAAGGACAUUGUCGCAGUUCAGAAAAUAUCAGAAGACGCUCUCGGAGGAGUCACCGGAAGGUCCGUUUUCCGGUGUUCUAGUUAUAACAGAUGAAGAAGCCGAAACAGAGGACACGUUCUGUUUCGGGAUGUGUACGAGGACAAAAAUCGAGAAGCUUCCGUUACCUCAAGACAAGAUCUUAUCAGUUGUUCACUUAGACAGUUCUGGUAACAGAGAGACUUCGGUUAAGAAGGUCUUGUUCAUACCGGCUCUCGAUCAACCAUUGUCUUCAAAUCGGUACUACGUCGUUCACGCUAGAGGCAGAUACAAAGGGAAAGUUUCCGUGUGUUCUAGGGAGAUAGAGAAAGGGGUAUGUUGUUUUCCAGAUAUCUUGCAUGACAAGAAACCUAAACCUUUGGAUCCAAGAAACAUAUAUCAGACGGUUAAGAUCAACCGGCAUCACGACCGGACGUUCUUUGGGAAAUCAGUGGCACCAGAUGGUACACCGCCUUCAUUUCUCAAGAAGAAAGGAUGGGAGCUGCGAACCUCGAGGAGCCUACAUCCGAGGAGACCUAGAGAAGCUCUAGGCCUAGACGAUGAGCUAAGAGCCCGUCUCCCUGCAUUCGGAUUCCCAGUCUCUACAAUUCGGUCAGGGAGCGUGAUAGUAGGAGAAUGGUAUUGCCCGUUUAUGUUUGUGAAGGAGAAUUGUAGUUUAAGUUACCAAAUGAGGAAGUCAAUGUUCUAUAGGAUCACACUAUCCCAAUACUGGGAACGGAUCUAUCAUUGUGAAAACAAUGACGCCCACAACAAUAUUGACGAAAACAAUGAUGACAACGAAGAAGAAGUGGUGAGCGUAGAGGCGAACGUCGUGAGAGAGGCCAACUAUGUGAAGGGUAUGGAGGCGGUUAAGGGGGAGAAAGAAGGGCAUGGAGGAUUUCAUUGGUAUAGGCAAGUUCAAGGUCCACGGGGACCGGGGGAGAGGAGGAGGAAAAGGGGUGUAAGUUCUCCGGUGGGGCUGAGUUUUGUGGUGGUAGAAAGGAUGAGAAGAGUAAUGGAGGAAGGAGGGUGGGUGGGUGGAGGAAGGAAGGUGGUGAGAGUGGAGAGAGAUGAACCAAUUAGGAUUUCUAGAAGAGAUUGGAGGAGAUUUGGGUGUUAUGUGUUGGUGGAGAGUUUUGGGCUGAGAAGAGCAGAUGGAGUUUUGUUGGUUAAAUGUGUAUUUAGACAUACUAAUAGACUUAGAUGUAACUGGGAGUAACUAUAACUCUUCCUCUAUGUAAUUAAAGUCCUAAGCCUGGGACCUGCUUAUGGAUUAUGUUUUACAAAAUGUAGUACUUCUUCCUAAAUCUUUACUCUAUAGUGUGAUGAUGGAAACAAAAAAGAAACUCGGCCAACAGAUUAUAACUCUA